AUGAAACUCAACAAUAUUGUUAUUCUGUUUUUUCUGGUGCUGCUCUUGAUUACUUGUUCCAACCUGUUGGUGGAAGCCAGAAGUGACCCAAAAAAGGAACAUCAAAGCGCAGCGAAAGAUGAAGAAAAAGAAGAGAAGUUGAUAAGAAGCCAAAGGAGAAGCAACAACAACAUUGGUAGUAGAAGGAGAAACAAUCACGGAAGAAGAUCAUGGCCACAUCCACCAUUAGUUCCUUCCCCUCCACCACCAAAAAGACGUCCUCCGUUUAUAAUCCGUCCACCACCACUAGUACCAUCUCCACCACCACCAAGACGUCCACCAAUAAUAACCCGUCCACCACCACUAGUACCAUCUCCACCUCCACCUAGACGUCCAAUAAUCAUUCACCCGCCACCACUAGUCCCUUUGCCACCUCCACCAAGACGUCCUCCGGUUAUAAUAUAUCCACCACCAUUAGUACCUUCACCACCUCCAUCCAUAAUCUUCCCACCACUAGUUGCUUCUCCACCACCUCCACUAGUGCCUAUAUUUGAUGCACCUCCCUCCUAUACUUUUUCGCCACCAGAACAAGAUUUAACCCCAGGAACACUCCUUGUCCCUAUCUUUUCACCACCGCUAGUUCCUGUCCUAGUGCAAAAAGAUCCAAAUUUACCAUAA
This is a messenger RNA of Lycium ferocissimum, 657 nucleotides long. Its product is annotated as 36.4 kDa proline-rich protein-like. Bases 1 to 657 code for a protein of 218 amino acids. The transcript has a single exon. The record is from RefSeq and is a predicted model, not a curated record. Lineage: Eukaryota; Viridiplantae; Streptophyta; Magnoliopsida; Solanales; Solanaceae.